Aspergillus fischeri NRRL 181 is the source of this 1347-nucleotide messenger RNA. RefSeq lists its product as uncharacterized. The transcript has a single exon. Bases 1 to 1347 code for a protein of 448 amino acids. Gene Ontology annotation, biological process: transmembrane transport. Gene Ontology annotation, cellular component: fungal-type vacuole membrane. Gene Ontology annotation, molecular function: transmembrane transporter activity. The record is from RefSeq and is a predicted model, not a curated record. NCBI's taxonomy places the organism in Eukaryota, Fungi, Ascomycota, Eurotiomycetes, Eurotiales, Aspergillaceae.
AUGGCUUCUCCAACAGCCGUCCAAGGGAAGCCCAGACACGACCUGCCAAGAGAGGAGGGGCCACCAAUGGAUCCCAACAACGAUAGCCCCAAAGAGGUCGACGAGAAAUUGGUGACACCAGCUGCACCUAGCGGACCUCCUCCGCCUCCUAAUGGUGGACUCAUGGCAUGGAGCCAGGUUGCCGCCGGCUUCGUUCUCUUCUUCAACACAUGGGGCAUGAUCAACACGUUUGCUGUCUUCCAAACCUACUACGAGAACGGCGAGCUCUUUGAGGCCUCGUCUUCCGAUAUCUCCUGGAUAGGUUCCAUCCAAUGCUUCCUCCUUCAGCUGACCGGGCUCGUUGCCGGCCCCAUCUACGAUCGAGGCCACCUCCGACUGCUCCUCAUCACCGGUAGCUUCCUGGUCGUCUUCGGUCUCAUGAUGCUCUCCCUGUGCACCAAGUACUGGCAGGCCUUGCUGGCGCAGGCCUUUUGCAUCGGCAUCGGCGGCGGCCUGCUCUUCACGCCUACCGUAUCGCUGCUUCCAACGUGGUUCAGCACACACAUGGGCCUCGCCGUCGGCAUCGCCUCAUCGGGCUCCUCCCUCGGCGGCAUCAUCUACCCUAUCGUACUCUACCGGCUACUCGGCCCGAUCGGCUUCCCCUGGGCCGUCCGCACCCUCGGCUUCAUCUCCCUUGGCACCUUCAUCCUCCCGCUGGCCGUCAUGCGCAUGCGUAUACGCGUGCCCAAGCCGCGCGCCGUCGUCGACUGGUCCGCCUUCACCGACGUCCCCUUCAUGGUCUUCACUCUGAGCAUGGUCAUCCUCUUCAUCGGCAACGCAGUCCUCAUCUUCUACAUCUCCUUCUACCCGGAGAGCCGCGGCUUCACCGACACCUCGCUGGCCUUCUACAUGGCCGCCAUUUUCAAUGCCGGAUCCGUCCUGGGGCGUAUCGCCCCCAACGCGCUGUCGGACCGCAUCGGCGUCUUCAACACCAUGGCUCCCAUCACCCUCCUCCUGGGCGUCACCGUCCUUUGUAUGCUCGGCGUGCACAAUGCAGCUGGCAUGAUCGUCGAGGCAAUCGUCACUGGCUUCUUCAGCGGUGUCGUCGUCGCCCUCCCUCCUGUGUGCUUCCGUGUCCUAACCGCGGACAAGUCUAUGAUUGGCACGCGCAUCGGACAGGGCUUUGCGAUUGGCGGACUGGGUCUGUUGAUUGGUGGGCCAAGCGGUGGUGCCAUACUCGGGAAAAGUGAACCUCUGGAUUGGACGGGCCUGUGGGUUUAUGGAGGUGCUGCUGGCUGCGUCGCUGGCUUCAUCCUUGUUGGUGUUCGAAUCAUGAAGGCCGGCGUUGCGCUGAGGGUUAAGGGUUGA